AUGACACGGCAUCGUUUUCAACAUGUGAUUCUUCUGCUCAUUCUGAUUGGUGGAGUCUCGAGCUGCUCUAACCCAGGAACGGUAAAUCUUAACGAUAAGACCCAUUACUCUGACGUCAUAGUUGCCGGUACUAUCCAAUCCAAGGUACGCGACGGGGUUUAUUCAAUAGAGGUAAACUGUGUUCUCAAAGACAGUGGGGCAGAUAUUCCAGUCUCUCUUAAUAUCACUGGGGUGGAGGAAGAAGAGGGUGGCUUGUGCUUUGUGAGCGAGAUAUCAGUUGGGAACAAGUUUGUGGUCUUCCUGUCCAGUUUCUAUUCUAUGAGAUACAAAGAACAAAACUACGAAGACUACACUAACAUAAUAAAUACAGCUUGUGAUCUUGGAGUAAAAAGCAAAGAACCGCUAGGUGGUUCUACAGGGGUCUGUAAGGAUGUGGUACAGAGAGCUUGUCCUACCACAACACCAGCAGUUCGAACAAAAAGAACAAAGAAGCCAAGGAAAACCACAACCACCACCUCUCUUAGAUCCACCACCACCCCUCUUAGAACCACCACCCCUCUUAGAUCCACCACCAACCCUCUUAGAUCCACCACUACCAUUGACAGAUCAGGAAGUAGCUCUCCAGACAAUGAAUCCAAACCAUUGGAUAAAAAUGGACUUGGCAAAAUUGACAGUCAAACACAACAGAGGCCCCAUACAGGAGGAAUGGGGAGUAAUAAUGGGGGCUCUCAUCCUGAAUACAGCUAUGUGAUCCUUUUAGUUGCCACCCUAUUUGUUCACUUCUAG
Saccostrea echinata is the source of this 786-nucleotide messenger RNA. RefSeq lists its product as uncharacterized. The transcript is spliced from 4 exons. NCBI's taxonomy places the organism in Eukaryota, Metazoa, Mollusca, Bivalvia, Ostreida, Ostreidae. The record is from RefSeq and is a predicted model, not a curated record. Bases 1 to 786 code for a protein of 261 amino acids.